Messenger RNA from Striga hermonthica, 273 nucleotides. The record is from the annotation of a GenBank genome assembly. Lineage: Eukaryota; Viridiplantae; Streptophyta; Magnoliopsida; Lamiales; Orobanchaceae.
AUGGCUGGUAAAGAGGAAGUGAAACAGCUCGAAGAAUGCUCCGUUUCAAAUGCUUUGGGCACGUGGGUUUUCUCUGUAGCUGGAGCAUUAAUUGCAAUCCCUGUCGGGAUAAAACGCAAGUCUUUGGCCCCACUUGUUUUCUUUGGGACGACUGGCACUAUGCUCGACAUCAUCAUGGGAAUCACCGCGUGUGAGAGGGAACACGCAGAACGCCAAAUGAAGCUCUUGGAAUCACAAAAUGCUACUGGAUCUGAUGCAGGCAUUGAAUCUUGA